Rhipicephalus sanguineus (brown dog tick) is the source of this 850-nucleotide messenger RNA. RefSeq names its product renin receptor. Gene Ontology annotation, biological process: positive regulation of Wnt signaling pathway. Gene Ontology annotation, cellular component: membrane; external side of plasma membrane. The record is from RefSeq and is a predicted model, not a curated record. NCBI's taxonomy places the organism in Eukaryota, Metazoa, Arthropoda, Arachnida, Ixodida, Ixodidae. Gene Ontology annotation, molecular function: signaling receptor activity.
GCGUCGCCAUCUAUUCGCGAGACUCCGAAACUGCGUCAUCUCGUUUCGUUUGCGGUCGGUGUGUCUGCUUGCAUCCUCGGCUGCUGGUUGCGAAGUAGUCGCCCAAAUGCAUCAUUCAACGCUAGUAUUCCUUGGUCUACUCGGCGCAGUAUGUGCGACCGAAAGAGUCUUCGUUCCGCUUGCUCCUCAGGCGGUGAAAUUCGUGUCCAGCGAGACUAUCAAGUCGUCGCAAAUCGGCGAUGUCCUGUCAAGCAUUCUCGGUUUUACCGUUAAACCGUCUGACCCCUGGAACAGCUUGGCGCCUGUGAACCCUUUCAAGGUCCCCAAAACAACCCUUGUGCUGGACUUUGAUGGCUUCGACGGCGACACUACGCUGGACGUCUCGGGCAAAAACUUCCCACUCGAAAACGACGUUAGCCUCCAGCAGCAACUGGAGCUGCUGUCCGAGAGAACGCUGGAGAGGUUUGCAGAGCAGGAACCGGUGGUCCUCUACAUGAAGACAGGCGAGAAGCUGUACGGUGCCAAGAUGGCCUAUCCAGAACUGCUGCUGACCGUCUCACCGGAGGUGGACAGCCGCCUGAAAGAGGCCGUCAAGGAUGCCGAGCUGGCCAAGGUGCUCCGUGAUGGCACAUUCAAUGUGUCCCUGCCUGGAGACGACCAGUUUGCUGUCGAGCUGCACACAGCCAAGCUGAUGCUGGAGCAGCUGUCCCGACAGGCAACCAAGGGUGGCACAGCUCCGAGCGUGGUGUGGCUAAGGCUGAGCGGCCUCCGCCAUGUCGUGGAUCGCUACACCGAGGAAUCGUACCAGGCCUCUCAUGCCCUGCGGCUCAUCCGCGAGUUUGUCGACAAG